Ascochyta rabiei is the source of this 177-nucleotide messenger RNA. RefSeq lists its product as uncharacterized. NCBI's taxonomy places the organism in Eukaryota, Fungi, Ascomycota, Dothideomycetes, Pleosporales, Didymellaceae. The transcript has a single exon. The coding region runs from base 1 to 177 and encodes 58 amino acids. The record is from RefSeq and is a predicted model, not a curated record.
AUGGCUCCACACUACAACUUCACCUUCACCAUGACCAUCACCACCACCAUUACCACCAUCACCACCACCAUCAUCACCACCAUCACCACCACCAUCACCACCACCAUCACCACCACCAUCACCACCACCAUCACCACCACCAUCACCACCACCAUCACUGCACCAAAACAUGCCUGA